UGAUUAUCGUAUGUGUACAAAGAACAAUCAUAGUCUUCUUCUCAUGGUUUCUAAAAGAACGGAAAUUAUUUCGUCCAGUGGUUCAUAGAAAGAACUUCACCUAAACAGAUAAACAAAAGGAUUGUGAAGUCAUCGCUUAAUGAUCUCGACAUCGAAACACAUUCAAGAGUAACCAUGUAUGGACGUGGGUCGACUAAGAUUUGCAACUUUGUACAUGUUGAUGAGAUCUGGAAGGACCACGUAAAACUUGAACUAACAGCUCAAAGAAAAUGGCCUGAGAAAUGGGGCUUCCUGUCCAAAACCUACCAGCAGUUAGAAGACGAUCUUCUAACCAUUGGAGAGGACACGACAGAGCAAAAUUUAAAAGAAGCUUCUAAGCCAAAAGAUAAAGAUGUCAGUAUCCCAACGCCGCAGGAAGAUAAGAAGCCUCCUGUGCCCUUUCCUAAGACAGACAGCCAGAUGAUUGGCUGGAGAUUACAUUAUCAAACGCCAAAAUCGAUGAAAUAUAUGAGCAGCUGUGGCAAGAAAGACAUCAUAAAACAGUUAGGAUGGCCUCGUGAGGGCUGUUAAUAAAAAUAAACAAAAAGAGUCCAAAUUGUUGUGUGAUGGAAUUCCAUUAUUUAGUGAAAUAAAAAAAGGU
Molecule: messenger RNA, 640 nt
Organism: Actinia tenebrosa (Australian red waratah sea anemone)
Lineage: Eukaryota; Metazoa; Cnidaria; Anthozoa; Actiniaria; Actiniidae
Product: ciliary microtubule inner protein 1
Source: RefSeq, a predicted model, not a curated record